UCUGAUGGAAUGGCGGAGCGGAAUUAGACGGGCUGAAUGGCCUCCUGCUAUUCCUGAGUUUCCAGUCCAAAACGGGACAACAUCGGACUGGGAGGGAACGCGAAAGGAGUUUGGAAUUUGCACCGGGAGCAGACCAUUGAAUUAGAUGUGGGGAGAGUCUGGAUGGCCCCAGUGAAGCGUUGCUGUCUCAUAUUGCUUCAUUUGUUGGGAUUGUUGUGUGAAUAAUCCGGAGACCGGAAUACUGGAGCUUUCAGCACCUGUCACAGGGGGAGUCUUUCAGCUGCCAGUUGCUGUGUUCAAGCCCGAACACUCCAGCCUUUGGGAAGCGGCUCUCUCGCAUUCCUGUUCCGACCAGUUCCUGUUCACGCCGCUGAAUUGGAAGAUGUGAUUUUUUAAAUAUUUAUAUUCCUGCUCUGUCCGAAAUCGCUCAGAGUCCGUGAUCCUGCCGGUGUGUCACGCCAAACUUCUCUCCGUCCCCGGGGUUCCGGGCCCCGGGACUGCUGCAUCCCGUUCGAAGAGCCCUUUUCUCAAGACGGGACCAGCCCGUGAAGUUGAAGUUGUGGGAGAAUCGGAGGAAUGGUGGCUGUGGAGGGAUGGGUAGCGGCUAAAGCAGGAGCAUAUCACCCGCGCUGUGGCACCCCACUGAGCGCCCACCGGGAGCUGAGAGGCUGUAGGGGUAGCGGGCAGUCUGGUGCUCAGGCUGCAGACUGCAGGAGGAGAAGAGGACGCAGCCCCCAUUCAUUGUCAGUGGGAGCCGGAGGACAGUUCCAGGGUUAGGCAAAGCCAGGCAACCAGCUAACUUUACCGUGCCUGCCAACUCUCCAAGAUUCAACCCCGGCUUUGCAGCCGCUCCAAGACUUUGUUUGAUCCGGAUAACAAGACUAUUUACCGGCUAAAGGGGCUGGGUGCCCUCCCGGAACCUGAGGGAAGGGAUUAGACAGACAGAGGGAGGGGGGGUGCAGAGCCGGACUGGCUGCUCCAGCCUGUCCCCGGCAGCUCAAUGUCUGAACACACGGCGCCCCGAUGCAUCUGAUAGCAUGCCCCGGAAUCCCAGCGAGGAGGGCGGCCUCUGGAUGGAAAGCGCAGCGGGAGGAGGGGGCAGAGUGGAGUUUGUGGGGAUGAGUGAUGUGGAAUCGGGGCUGAGCCCCGGGGCAGAGUCUGGCCACAUCCGCGACGGAGUGCUCCUGAUCAGCGGCUUGGACAGGGCUGGAUACCGCGGGCCGGCUCAGCAGGGGAGCCGCCUCAGUCUGCUGGACAAACCGUUAGGGAGAGGCUACUGUCCCCGCAGGAACGUGCGUUACAGGAGACUGCAAAACCUCUUGUACAAUGUCCUGGAGCGACCCAGAAACUGGGCUUUCACCUACCACGCCUUUGUGUUUGUCCUGGUCUUCAGCUGUUUGGUUCUGUCUGUACUUUCUACAAUCCCGGAGCACACCAUUCUCGCCUCACACUGUCUCUUCAUCUUGGAGUUUGUGGUGAUCGUGGUGUUCGGCCUGGAGUUCAUCAUCAGGAUCUGGGCAGCAGGCUGCUGUUGUCGGUAUCGUGGGUGGAUGGGGCGCAUUCGCUUUGUGAGGAAGCCGUUCUGUGUCAUUGAUAUUAUCGUUCUAAUUGCUUCCAUUGCAGUCAUUGCUGCUGGUACCCAGCGGAACAUAUUUGCCACAUCCGCCCUCCGAAGCCUCCGCUUCCUGCAGAUCCUUCGCAUGGUCAGAAUGGACCAUCGAGGGGGCACGUGGAAACUACUGGGAUCCGUGGUUUAUGCGCACAGUAAGGAGCUGAUUACAGCUUGGUACAUUGGCUUCCUGGUCCUGAUCUUCUCCUCAUUUCUUGUUUACUUGGUAGAGAAGGAUACGAAUGCUGAGUUUGCCACUUACGCCGAUGCUCUAUGGUGGGGCACAAUCACACUGACGACCAUUGGUUAUGGGGAUAAGACUCCCACCACAUGGCUCGGGAGGCUGCUGUCGGCUGGUUUUGCUCUCCUCGGGAUCUCCUUCUUUGCACUUCCCGCUGGUAUUCUUGGAUCAGGGUUUGCCUUAAAAGUUCAAGAGCAACAUCGGCAGAAGCACUUUGAGAAGAGAAGGAAUCCAGCAGCCAGCCUCAUUCAGUAUGUGUGGCAUAGCUAUGCGGCUGAUAAGAACUUGGUUUCCAUAGCAACCUGGAAGCCACAUUUUAAAGCUUUGCAUAUCUGCAGCCCUGCAAAAAAAGACCAAGGAGAAACUUUCAGCAGUAAGCUUUUUAAUAAUAAACAGAAGCUCUUCAGGAUAUACACCUCCAGGAAAUAUAGCCACAAAUUAAGUUUUAGGGAGCGUGUCCGAAUGACCAGCCCCAGGGGUCAAGGUGUAAAGGGCAGACAGGCCUCGCUAGCGACUGACCGCCGGUCACCCGGCAAUGAUCAAACCACAGAACGCAGUCCCAGCAAGGUGCAGAAGAGCUGGAGCUUCAACGAUCGGACUCGAUUCCGACCUUCGCUCCGUUAUAAGAGCUGUCAGUCGCGGGGAGCCUCAGACGAUGCUGCUGUGGGUACAGAUGAAGGUUUUGAUGAGAGAGGAGGUCACUGUGAGUUCUCCAUAGAGGAACUCACGCCGGUGCUCAAGACUGUGAUCAGGGCUAUCAGGAUUGUAAAGUUUCACGUUGCAAAGAAAAAGUUCAAAGAGACUCUACGUCCGUACGAUGUGAAGGAUGUGAUUGAGCAAUAUUCUGCUGGACACUUGGACAUGCUCUGUAGGAUCAAGAGCUUGCAGUCACGUGUGGAUCAUAUGCUUGGAAAAGGACAGCUCACAACAGACAAGCGAUCACGUGAGAAAGUCCCACCAGGUAUUAAUGUCACUGAUGAUCUCAGCAUGAUGGGACGGCUGGUAAAAGUUGAAAAACAGGUACAGUCCAUUGAAUCGAAGCUCGACUGCCUUCUGGAAAUCUACAGACAGUGUCUGCAAAAAGGCUCUGUCUCAGCACUGACACUCGCCUCACUACAGAUGCCUGUGUUUGAGUUUGAUCAGACAUCUGAUUACCAAAGUCCUGUAGAUGGGCCUGGCUCAGCACAGUUUAGUGGCUGCAUGUCGAGAUCUACAAGUACUAGGGGAUUACAGCAGAUCCUAUCACCAAAUGAUCCAAAUGCUCCCUCUUGUUGCACCGUCAGCCCAGUCAUGCAUGCUCAGGUUACUCCAAGAAGUGACAGUGAUGGACCUACAAUGUCCGCAGUAAAUCAAAUGGUUCAGUCUACCAAGAUGGCCGUGCCAACACGACAGCUGUCAUCCUUUCAGGACAUCUGCCGGGCAAGGCCUCUCCAGAUCAUUCCUGUCACCGCAGAGAGGAUUGGUUCUGAUGCCAUCUCCUGCCCUAUUACUGGUCAAGUGGCAGAAGCUAACCUCAUCCAGGAGACACCAUGGAGGAGAAGCCAGAGUGCGGAAAAUGAAUCCUUGAUCAAUGUUUGCUCACCGAUGGAAAAAACCUUAGAACACUCACUGUCUGUGCAAAAUCUGAUCCAAUCCACACACAAACUGAGGGUGCCGUUCACUGGCAGCGACCACAAGAUGAGUAACGAGCACUGCCCUGACUUGACAGACUCACAACUUUUGGUAAGAGAUCAGGAGAUUGGCACAGAGAUGCUCAAAGCCACCAUCUCACUGGGGGCUGGUGUAGUCAGAACCCCCCAGCACAUUGGGCGAACUGAGGAGCCAACAGGCCCCUUGAGCCUGUCUCACGUUCGACUAAAAUGA
Messenger RNA from Carcharodon carcharias (great white shark), 3713 nucleotides. RefSeq names its product potassium voltage-gated channel subfamily KQT member 5-like. Gene Ontology annotation, molecular function: voltage-gated potassium channel activity. Gene Ontology annotation, biological process: transmembrane transport; potassium ion transport. Gene Ontology annotation, cellular component: membrane. The record is from RefSeq and is a predicted model, not a curated record. Lineage: Eukaryota; Metazoa; Chordata; Chondrichthyes; Lamniformes; Lamnidae.